CCCUCCCUUUCUGUUGGCAACUCUAAAAAGACCAUAGAAAUAUUGACAAAGAAGACUGCUAUCGUGUCACCCCUAGUCUUUCUUUUCACAUAAGACUUUGGUUGGUUCUUUGUGGGUCCUUUGAGCAGGGAAGAUAGGAUUUGGGACACACAGUAACAUUUUGGGCAGAGCCAAGUAGCUGGCAGUCCCUGGGAACUCAAAAUACAGGCUUUUCAUUCUUGUAUAUAUAACAGUGAAUGGCUGUCUUGUUGUUCACAUCUCUUUCCCCCCCACCCAAUUACAAUAAUACUUUAUUUAUAGGAGACCCUUGUCUUUCUCCACCUAUGCCUUCCCCGAACGGACGAAGGAGCUGAGGCCUGGGGCAAACUUUUUAAUACCUUUCUGUUUGCUUCUGCUUAUAGCCCAAGCUGACUCCGCAGGAGAAACUCAAGCUCCGAAUGCAGAGGGCGCUUAACCGGCAAUUUAAAGCAGACAAGAAAGCAGCCCAGGAGAAGAUGAUGCAACAGGAACACGAAAGACAGGAACGAGAGGAUGAGUUGCGUGCCAUGGCUCGGAAGAUCCGGAUGAAGGAGCGGGAACGGCGGGAGAAGGAGCGGGAAGAGUGGGAGCGACAGUACAGCCGCCACAGCCGCUCGCCUUCUCCGCGCUACAGUCGAGAACACAGCAGCUCCAGAAGGUAAGGCCACUUUUUAUCUACUUAAGGGGUGCUGAAGGGGCAAACGUGGGGCAGAAUGAAGGAAUAUAGACGCCAUGUUGAAACUGGCAACUUUGGAAAUGAAUGUUUAUUGGAGGAGGAGGAGGAAUUGAUGUUAGGUCCCCGAGGCUUUGUUUUGAACGCAAGGACGCUGCUGAAUC
Messenger RNA from Notechis scutatus (mainland tiger snake), 855 nucleotides. The record is from RefSeq and is a predicted model, not a curated record. NCBI's taxonomy places the organism in Eukaryota, Metazoa, Chordata, Lepidosauria, Squamata, Elapidae.